AUGGAGAACCACGAGAAAUUCCUACAUGGUCGGUUGGAUCCCGGCAUUGAAUCGACUGUACAAUUGGUCGAGGGCGUCGAGAGUCCGGACACGAGCACUUUCUCAUCUUCACAGGAUGCUCCCUCUCCCAUCUUAUCUUACGCCAAAAAUGCGGUAUUUCCGGGUAUCAGAUCUUCCAAUGAAACUCGGCUCAAGUUAGCCCAUCUUCCGGUUGAACUUAUUCGCCAGAUUUCUUCUUAUCUUUCGCCAUGCGAUUUGAUAAAGUUUGGCAAAACAUGCAAAACGUUAUCUGAAGUAGCCAAAACCGAUUUCCUUUGGCGACGCCUCGUACAAGAGAACGUUCCCGGUAUUAACCUUGAUUCUCCUUCUCCGUGCGAGUCUUUUAAAGAACUUUACAAAGCUCAUGAUCCUCACUGGUUCCUUACGAAGAACAAGAUAUGGUUCGCCGAUGUUCCCAAUUUCGGGCAGUUAAUAAUUUCAAAAUACCACCCUGAGACUGGUUCAAUCCGAUUACACAGACUUAUGGCACAAAGGUCACCACCCCAAUUUGCUGCGUGGGAAGACGAUAGCCAGGUCAUCGUUCAUUCCUUUGACCCCGUGGUACAUUUGUCUAAGCACAACCUGCGAUUGGAUCUCGAUGCAUAUUCUCACCGAUCCCUAUCGGAUAUGGGUGAAGCUGAACGCAGGCUCAAUGGCGAGGUACAGAUGACUCGGGAAGACGAAGGCUUUGAUUCCCGUGCCUAUUCGAAAUUCAUGCUGGCAAAAACUUUCGUGUUUGAAAACCCUCCUAGCUUACCGCAGGCGGAUAAAUGGCCACCUCCAAAUAUACCAGCAAAGUCUCGGGUACCUCGUACCAGCGUCUGUGCCCAGCAGUCCUCAUCUAGUAGUUGUUGUCGACUCGGAGAUCGUUCUCAAAUCGAUGAGGAAUCGUUUCGAACUCGACAAUGGUUAGAGAUGAAUGGUCUGGUACGGAUUGGAGAACAGGUCUGUACGUGGUCAACCCUUGACUUCAGUUUAUACACACCGACGGAGGAUAAACCUUACAGUGGAAUUUUUGUUGGGGAUUACUCGGGUCAUGGCGCCGAAUUUUUAUUAAUAGAUCAUCGAGAUGGAUCUCGGAGACACGAGGAGUCAAACAUUUCAGACCGGAAAGAAGACGAAUCGCUUGAAGCAUGGGAAGCAAGAAAAAAGCAUGCACGAAUUUACAAAGGUUCUCUAGUCGCCACUAAAUUGACUGGAGAUCCAAAUAUACCUCGAGGUGAGGUUUCGUGGGUGGCUGAUGACAUUGGUGAAAAAGGAUUGGUUCGUUAUGGGGAUCAAGCCUGGCCUGGUGCAAGAAUUGUGAAGAGUCGUGGUCAGAUUGCUAAUGAAGGAUAUAUAUACCCAAAAUUUAUUCAAACGCAACUCAUAAUGAUAUCCCACGAUGUAUUGGCACAAUACUGGGUGCCUUUUGGGCAUAUUUCUUUCUUUCGUCGGGUCGACAUUGACGCUUUGGUCAAACUUGAACCGGGAAUGCUGGCAUCCGGAAUGAUGUCACCACUAUAUUCGACAUAA
Molecule: messenger RNA, 1554 nt
Organism: Sclerotinia borealis F-4128
Lineage: Eukaryota; Fungi; Ascomycota; Leotiomycetes; Helotiales; Sclerotiniaceae
Source: the annotation of a GenBank genome assembly